AUGCCAACAUCGCUUGCUAACCAUUCGCAGAUGGCACGCUUCCAGGAAUACCAGAUUAUCGGCCGCCAUCUGCCUUCAGAGGCCAACCCCGCGCCUAAGAUCUACCGCAUGCGCAUCUUUGCGCCCAACGAGGUUGUCGCCAAGUCACGGUUCUGGUACUUCCUUGGCAAGCUCCGCAAGAUCAAGAAGGCCAACGGUGAGAUCGUCUCCGUAAACCAGAUCCACGAGAAGAAGCCCCAGAAGGUCAAGAACUUCGGUAUCUGGCUCAAGUACGACUCGCGCUCCGGCACCCACAACAUGUACAAGGAGUACCGCGAGAUGUCCCGCGUCGCCGCCGUCGAUGCUCUCUACCAGGACAUGGCCGCCCGUCACCGAUCGCGUUUCAGGCAGGUUCAGAUUCUCAAGGUCGUUGAGGUCGAGAAGGCCGACGACAUCCGCCGACCAUACAUCAAGCAGCUCCUUACCAAGAACCUCAAGUUCCCGCUGCCCCACCGCAUCAACAAGAAGGCUGGCAAGAAGGUCUUCUCCGCUACCCGACCUUCCACUUUCUUCUAA
This is a messenger RNA of Alternaria arborescens, 555 nucleotides long. RefSeq lists its product as hypothetical. Gene Ontology annotation, cellular component: ribosome; cytosolic large ribosomal subunit. The coding region runs from base 1 to 555 and encodes 184 amino acids. The record is from RefSeq and is a predicted model, not a curated record. Lineage: Eukaryota; Fungi; Ascomycota; Dothideomycetes; Pleosporales; Pleosporaceae. The transcript has 4 exons. Gene Ontology annotation, biological process: translation. Gene Ontology annotation, molecular function: structural constituent of ribosome.